This is a messenger RNA of Microthlaspi erraticum, 411 nucleotides long. NCBI's taxonomy places the organism in Eukaryota, Viridiplantae, Streptophyta, Magnoliopsida, Brassicales, Brassicaceae. The record is from the annotation of a GenBank genome assembly.
AUGGCUCAAAGUGGAUUGAGAUUCUUGCAUCUGUUUGGUGGGUCUCUUUUGCUUUGCUGGAUUCUGCAGCAAACAUCCAGAUACUUUUACAGGGAAAAGGCAUCAGAGUCUUUGACAUCAUUACUGGCUGAUGAGCCUUUUGCUUCUCCUUUGCUCCUGUAUCAAUCUCAGAGCUCUCCUGCUCAAGAUUGCAGUGAAACAGACCUUUCUGAUCCUCUAUUAACUGAGAAGCCUCGAAAAAACUCUGCAGAAGAUAUCCCAAGUGUGGUCCCGGAGGAUGAGGCUGAAUUAGCUUACAGUAAAUUCUCUCAAGCAUGGGAUACUCUUCUCAGAGAGGGAUGCUCAACGAAGAAAACAAACUUGGUGUUUAGAGCCGUUGCAAAGUUUACUUCAAGGAAAACAUAUUCAUAG